Molecule: messenger RNA, 1612 nt
Organism: Camellia sinensis
Lineage: Eukaryota; Viridiplantae; Streptophyta; Magnoliopsida; Ericales; Theaceae
Source: RefSeq, a predicted model, not a curated record
UUUUAUAGUUACAAUGGCUUAAAAUUGUCGAAAUCAUUUUCCAAAUUCAAAACACUUCACAAAUAUUUGCAGAGAUUUUAACUUGUCGUGGUGGGCUCGGCAUGAAUUCUCUUUAUAUCUCUCCGUAGUUGAGAGGAGCGAGAGGGAGAGGGAGAGAGAGAGAGAGAAGAGAAAUUAAAUGACUCAUCUCCAAACACGUUGAGCUCCGGUUAAUGCUCUCGCGGUGGGUUGUUUGUUGGAUCUUGAGAUCUUAAACUUUCCCUCUGGAAAAGAAAAGGUUUCAAGAAUGAUUGAAAAAAACAUGGUUCCGACACUGGAUGCCAUCAAGGGCGGUGGAGGAUCCAUCAAAGUUGGGUCCACUGGGACAAUUGGUACCUUAAUGUCAAGGGAAUUAGAAUCCACAAAGUCUGGUCCUCAAACACCUAGGAAGAAAUCUCCUACAGUUUCUAUUUUGGUUCCUAGUGAUGCCACUACUCCUAAAAUACUAAAGCCAAGAACAUCACUGGAUGAAGCAAGCAGCAGUAGCAGCAGCAGCAUCGUGAAUAAGAAAAGCACUGAAAUUGCCCGGAAAACAAAACACUACAAUCGGAAAACCCAUCAAAUACCAAUGCUCGACUCUGAUAACAUAUCCUUAGACGGAAGUACUCCUAUUAGAGAUAAACCUGAUAAAAGAGGAUCUUACAUUGUUGAAGUUGUGGACAUAAAAUGCGGUAAUCAGGACAGGACAUGGACCGGCCCAAUAACAAAUCGACUCAAGAAGCUUGGUUUCUCGAAGCUUUCUGAGAGCAGCAUAGUCUAAGCCAGCUGCAACUUCUUUGCAUCGGCUUUCAGAUUCCUGUAACUGAAUCCAGAAGUCUUGUUUGGCUGAUUGUUCUCUGCAACUUCCACCAUAGAACAUAUGUUUGGCACGAGUUUGCUUCCUCCUUUCUUCUUCUUUUUCGGGGUUUUGAUCAAAGAUCCGUGCUUGGGGGGUCUGGAGUAACUGCUUGUGGAGGCCAUGUCUGUGAAUUGAUGCCGAGGCUUCUCAGAGCUGUCCUGGCUGCCUAAUUCAAGCCGGUUAAAGUACUCUAUCUCUUUCAUCAUAAGGGAUCCAACAGUUCCUCUGGUGCCUAUUUCAACUGGAGUUUUUGCAGCCCUUUUCUCAGGAAUUGUCGUGGUGAUUGUGUUGGAUUUAUGCAUUGUUUUUUGUGUGGUUGGAGGAAAGGUUAAGGGUUGUGGAUGAGGGGAGGUGGUUUUGGGCCCUGUCUCGGUGGGGAUAUUGAAAUUGCUUCGAAUCUCUUGCAUACUGGUUUGGCCUUAUGCUUGGUGUGUUGUCACAUGAAUUCUUUACCUUAUAUUCUUUAUCUAAAGUGAAGAUCACUGUAGUUGGGAGGGGUUAAGUGGUGCCAUGGUCACUGGAAUCAUGUGCUUGCAGUUACGACAUUAACUCAUUAACUCAUUACAAGCUUCUUCUAACUACUUGGUGUCUCAGUCAUUUACACACACACACAUACAUAUAUUUGAACAUUGACUUAUGGGUUACUGCUAAAUAAAUGUUGCAUUUUGUGUUUAUGAUAUGCUAUUUAGCCUGCUUUGAAAGAAAAUAAUAAAGAAGAAAGAUUGUUACUUCUAA